Molecule: messenger RNA, 1160 nt
Organism: Microtus oregoni (creeping vole)
Lineage: Eukaryota; Metazoa; Chordata; Mammalia; Rodentia; Cricetidae
Gene: Tmt1b
Product: methyltransferase like 7B
Exons: 2
Coding region: 68-802 (244 amino acids)
Molecular function (GO): S-adenosylmethionine-dependent methyltransferase activity
Source: RefSeq, a predicted model, not a curated record
AUAUCUACCAGACCGGGCAGUGGCAAACACCAGAGUCCCGGGACACACACCACCUGGAGCUGCUAUCAUGGACAUCCUGGUCCCAUUUCUGCAGCUACUGGUGCUGAUCCUGACACUUCCCCUGCACCUGCUGGCUCUGCUGGGCUACUGGCAGCCUGUAUGCAAAACCUAUUUCCCCUACCUCAUGGCCAAGUUAACAGAAAAUGCCAACAAAAAGAUGGAAGGCGAGAAACGGAAACUCUUUAGCCCGAUAAAAGAUCUGAAGGAGACCAACGGGAAAGUGACCCUGCUGGAGCUGGGCUGUGGCACUGGUGCCAACUUCCAGUUCUACCCACCUGACUGCAAGGUCACCUGUGUGGACCCGAACCCCAACUUUGAGAAGUUCCUGACGAAGAGCAUGGCUGAGAACAGGCACCUGCAGUACGAGCGCUUUAUCGUGGCCUAUGGAGAGGACAUGAAACAGCUCGCUGAUAGCUCCAUGGAUGUGGUGGUCUGCACCCUGGUGCUGUGUUCUGUAAAGAGCCCAAAAAAAGUCCUCCGGGAAAUCCAGAGAGUCCUGAAGCCGGGAGGACUACUCUUCUUCUGGGAGCACGUCGCCGAGCCUCGGGGAAGCUGGGCCUUGAUGUGGCAGCAAGUUUUUGAGCCGACCUGGAAACACAUCGGGGAUGGUUGCUGCCUCACCAGAGAGACCUGGAAGGACCUUGAGCAGGCACGGUUCUCCAAUAUCGAAAUGGAAUGGCAGGCCCCUCCCUUCUGGUGGUUACCUGUGGGGCCCCACAUCAUGGGAAAGGCUGUGAAAUAACCCUCCAAAAGGAGUCCCUCUGCUCCCUCCCUGCCUGUAGUCAGAAGCCACCCCAGUCAAAGAAGGAGAAAACCUCCUCGGCGCCACCGCCACGCCAAAUUUUGCCCAGCCACCUUCUAGGACCUCUACUCUCCCUUUCCCUUAGACACGUGGUAAAGUUCUCACUGCCAUCCUUCCGACACUACACCCAUGUGCCCCUCGGAACUGGUCACAUGUUGAUGCGUGUGUUCCCCACCAGGCCACCUCAGCCUCCCUCCCUAUCACCCACUUUGCGCCGAGCUUCAGGGGGCAGAGGGAAGCUAAACCCUCAAGAUAAAAGAAAAGCACUCAAUAAAGCAACCAGCGUUUUUUUUUUUUU